ACUUUAUCAUCUACUUCAACCACAGCAGCUGCCUCUACGACAACCACUGCAGCUCUAACUACAACAACUGCUGCUCAAACGACCACUACAACUCCAGAACCUAUUACGACAACCACUGCAGCUCCUGCUACAACAACUACAACUUCAGCUCCUACGACAACACCAACAACAACAACUACAACAACUGUAGCUCCUACGACAACUGCAGCUCCUACAACAACUUUAUCGUCCACUUCAACCACAGCAGCUGCCUCUACGACAACCACUGCAGCUCUAACUACAACAACUGCUGCUCAAACGACCACUACAACUCCAGAACCUAUUACGACAACCACUGCAGCUCCUGCUACAACAACUACAACUUCAGCUCCUACGACAACACCAACAACAACAACUACAACAACUGUAGCUCCUACGACAACUGCAGCUCCUACAACAACUUUAUCAUCUACUUCAACCACAGCAGCUGCCUCUACGACAACCACUGCAGCUCUAACUACAACAACUGCUGCUCAAACGACCACUACAACUCCAGAACCUAUUACGACAACCACUGCAGCUCCUGCUACAACAACUACAACUUCAGCUCCUACGACAACACCAACAACAACAACUACAACAACUGUAGCUCCUACGACAACUGCAGCUCCUACAACAACUUUAUCAUCCACUUCAACCACAGCAGCUGCCUCUACGACAACCACUGCAGCUCUAACUACAACAACUGCUGUUCCUACGACCACUGCAACUCCAGAACCUAUUACGACAACCAGUGCAGCUCCUACUACAACAACUGCUGUUCUAACGACCACAGUGACUGCAGCACCUUCUACAACAACUACAACUUCAGCGCCUACGACAACCACAACAGCAACACCUACAACAACUGUAGUUCCCACGACAACUGCAGCUCCUACAACAACUUUAUCAUCUACUUCAACCACAGCAGCUGCCUCUAUGACAACCACUGCAGCUCUAACUACAACAACUGCUGCUCAAACGACCACUACAACUCCAGAACCUAUUACGACAACCACUGCAGCUCCUGCUACAACAACUACAUCUUCAUCUCCUACGACAACCACAACAGCUACACCUACAACAACUGUAGCUCCCACGCCAACUGCAGCUCCAACAACAACUUUAUCAUCUACUUCAACCACAGCAGCUGCCUCUACGACAACCACUGCAGCUCUAACUACA
Molecule: messenger RNA, 1203 nt
Organism: Oncorhynchus gorbuscha (pink salmon)
Lineage: Eukaryota; Metazoa; Chordata; Actinopteri; Salmoniformes; Salmonidae
Product: mucin-5AC-like
Exons: 1
Source: RefSeq, a predicted model, not a curated record